AUGGAUGGGAGGAGGACAAUUUUGAUGGGACGUUAUGAAAUCGGUAAACAGCUGGGACAAGGAACCUUUGCAAAGGUCUUUUAUGCUCGUAAUCUUACUACUAGCCAAGCUGUUGCCAUAAAGAUGAUUAACAAGGACAAGGUCAUGAAGGUUGGGCUCAUGGAGCAGAUAAAGAGGGGAAAGCUCAGUGAGGAUGCUGCGAGGAAAUAUUUCCACCAAUUGAUCAGUGCUGUUGAUUAUUGCCACAGUCGAGGUGUCUAUCACCGUGAUUUGAAGCCCGAAAACCUUCUACUUGAUGAGAACGAAAACCUUAAAGUCUCAGAUUUUGGUCUGAGUGCUCUAGCUGAGUCCAAGAGGCAAGAUGGUCUCCUGCAUACCACAUGUGGAACUCCAGCUUAUGUUGCUCCUGAAGUGCUGAGCAGAAAAGGUUAUGAUGGUGCAAAGGCAGAUAUAUGGUCUUGUGGAGUAAUUCUUUUUGUGCUUGUGGCUGGUUACCUUCCUUUCCAUGACACAAAUUUGAUAGAGAUGUACAGGAAGAUUUCCAGAGCCGAGUUUAGAUGCCCUCGCAUUUUCUCAACUGAGCUGAAGGAUCUGCUAUAUAAAAUCCUCGAUCCAGAUCCAAGCACUAGAAUUUCUAUCUCGAGGAUAAAGAGGAGUGCUUGGUACAGAAAACCGGUUGAAGUACAUGCAAAGAAAAAUGAGGCCGAAACAAGCGAGAAUACUUGUACAGGUGAAGGUACAACUUCUGGCUCAACAGAGUGCAGUACGUCCGAGGGAAAUCAAGGGCCAUUAAGCCUCCCAAACUUGAAUGCAUUUGACAUCAUCUCUCUCUCAACAGGUUUUAAUCUUUCUGGGUUUUUUGAGGAUAAGUAUGGUCGCAGGGAAGAGAGAUUUACUACCAGACAGCCUGUAACAACAGUAUUUACAAAGCUAAAGGAGCUUUCCAAACGCUUAAAGCUGAAGGUCAAGAUGAAAGAAAAUGGGAUCUUGAAAUUGGCAUCUCCAAAGGAAGGAAAGAAGGGUGUGCUUGAGCUUGAUGCAGAGAUUUUGGAGGUUGCCCCUUCUUUGCUCUUAGUUGAGUUGAAAAAGACCAAUGGGGACACGAUGGAGUAUCAAAAGCUAGUGAAAGAGGAGAAUAAGGCCAGCACUGAAGGAUAUUGUUUGGCUCUGCUUAGAUGUGGUCAUAGAAGACUUUGCAAGUCUACUGCCCCCAGGAGUGCCCUCCAUCUUCCUCGUCCAGCUGGUGUGGAGGCUGAGCUGCAUCCGGUCUCUGUUGGCCAUAUGAGCAUGGCUGCAGAAAUGGAACAGCCACUUCGGAGUUCAAUGUGGGGCAUGAUUGUUUGGUUGUGCCAGGGAAUCCAUGUCCAUGGACAAUUGGACAUCGAAGAGGAACCCCGCAUUGGAAAUGGAUCGAUCGUUGAGAACCCCGCAUCUGACCUGGUGAAAUCAGAAUCUGACCGAAUAAAAACUUUUUACCAGACUGUCCUGUCGGCCAUCAUGGUGUUCGUCACGGCGGCGCUAGCAAGCUACAAGGACAUGAAGACCCUUUACUCGACCACAAGCCACAACAAAGCUCGCCUCAGCAGCCUCCUCGUCGACGAGGGCUUAUUCAUAUUCAUGACCUUCUUGUGUGCUGUGGUUCUAAUGAUGUCUGAGUUCUUCGUGUACCAGUAUGGCCAUGGCCGGUGGGGCCGUGUCUGGUGCUGGGUUCUCACCAUCCUCGUUGCAGUCACCGGUGGGAUGCUAAUCGUGGCUGAUACAAUCCUCAUCGUGACGAACCGAAGCAACAUGUUGCUGUCAGUUCUUGGGCCGGUGGUGUUGCUUGUCGGUGCAGCCGUGAGUGCUGGAGCAUGGAUGCGGGAGGAACCCAGCUCGGAGCUUGGCAGCAGUAACGACGCGGCCAUGAAGGUCACCUUUGAUCUGGCCACAGUUGGCACCAUUGUCUCUUUCACUCUUCAGGGGGGCAUCGUCUUUGGCUACCUGAAAACCCCAGGCAGUAAGCAGGUCAAGCGUGACCCGCCCCUGGACCUUGCUGCGUGCUAUGCCACCUCGACGCUCUCCCUGAUCGCAAUGAUGGUGUGCGCUAUGCCGCUGGCGUGUCGACAACAUUUUUUUUCUCGAAUACGCAAGAGUGUUGCGUAUCAUUGCAUUAAGAAGGAAAAUGUCUGCAUCUACAAGAGACCGGCCCAGGACCGGUUGAAGAAAGAAACUAAGAUUACACUGAAAAUUAUAACUUCCCGGCUAAACUCCUUAGGUUGA
Messenger RNA from Miscanthus lutarioriparius, 2259 nucleotides. NCBI's taxonomy places the organism in Eukaryota, Viridiplantae, Streptophyta, Magnoliopsida, Poales, Poaceae. The record is from the annotation of a GenBank genome assembly.